CAGGUGGCCCGGUCCAGGCGGGGUGCGGCGGCGCAGAAGGAGAGCCUGCUACGCAUGGCCAAGGGCCAGGUGCAGGAGGUGACGCACGAGCAGUUGCUGCAAGCCAAAGCAGAGCUGCAGGAAGCUCGCCAACGUCAGGAGGUCCUGGAAGCUGCCAACGCCAAGCUGCGAGAGGACGUGGCGGCUUUGCGCGUGAGGCUGGCGCCAGAAGCCGACCACACCCAACAACCGGUGGUUGACGAAGGUCGGCAGAUCCGAGCCCAAAGCUCCAGGAUGCCAGCGCAGAUGAGCAGAUUCUGGCUCUGAAGAACGAGCUUUGUCAAAGCAUUCACCCCUUGAUGGCGGGAAUGCUCCGCAAAUCCCUGCAACUCUUUUCACUAGAGCUCUAUUCCGGGCCUGUGCGGGCGUUGUGGGAGCUCCUGCAGAAUGCAGACGACUGCAGUUUUCAGGAUGUGCCCAGGGUCAGAAUUGUCCACGCUUCUAAGUACUUGUGGCUGGAGUACAACGAGGGGGGUUUUUUGCUCGAAGAUGUCCGAGCUCUUUGCAACAUCGGCGCCUCUACGAAACAAUUGGGUCAGACAGGGCAGAAGGGCAUUGGAUUCAAGGCGUCGUUCGUGCUCUCUGCCCGGCCACACGUUUUCUCCAAUCCCUUCCGCUUCUUCUUCGAUGAGGAGGCGUCAUGUCCUUUGCCACAGGUGACACCCCAAGUGAUACCUGCACAUGUGGAGACGCCCCAGCCUCUGCCGCAACAUGGCACUGCAAUUUACCUCCCGCUGCGAAAAGCCUUCCCAGACCUGCUGGACGAAGUGGACCCUACUCUUCUGCUUUUUCUGCGGCAGGUGCGAGCCAUCACAGUUGAGAGGCUUGGGGAUGUGCUCACGUAUGCCCUCCACGGGCCGCCAGAAGGGUUCGUGACCAUAGGAGUCACGACGCGCGGUGUGAAUCACAGCGAGAGCGAGCACAAGUACUUCGUGGCUAAGGCCUCCGAUUUGUCCAUCGCCUUCCCCUUGCAUGGCGCAGCCCCUGCGAGCGCCGCAGUGUCUACCACCUUGCCGCUGUCCCAGCUGGCGGGCCUCCGGACACCUUUGAACGCCCCCUUCGACCUCACUGCCAACCGGGAGGCCUUGAUGGACAGCGAGAGGAAUGCGCGGCUUCGAGAUGCUCUAGCCGAGCUUUGGCUCACCACAGUCGCCCAAAGCACGACCCAAAGCACCGACAGCUUGUCGAUCCGGGCUUGGCUGCUGCAGCCCGGCCUUGAGUUAGCCCAGACAUCCUUCUGGGCACCCUUUGUGCAACGGGUGCGGUCCGGCUUGCGAGAGGUGCCACUCAUCCCAGUCACUCAAACGGAUGGCGCUAAAGGGCUGCUCCCAAUCAAUCGCUGCAGAAAACCGGACUCGCCCUUGUUGGCCGCCUUGCGCCUCACAGCUGCGGACUUGGGGCUGCUUGGCUUGGGCCUUCCCGUGAAGGAGUACAUGCAACACCUGGCGGGCACGGACACCGGCAUGGCAGAGUUCGAUGCCAGCGACCUGAUCCAACUUCUCAGCCUUUCGAAAGACGAUGAUGUGGUGAAGGCAUUGGCCAAGUGCCAGGAUUUGGAUCUGCUGGCGUUGCGCCAAGCCCCUCUCUUCCUACUCGCCGAGUCUAUCGUAUGGACAGCUUGCGGCGAAGAUCACAUCUUCUCCUCAGUGCCGAAGGGCGCUCCGGCGAACUUGCUCCGGGUUUUGGACAAGGCCUCCGCGUGCCCAGCCGACAAAGAGCUGCUGAAACUGCUGGGCUGCGGCAGCAAGGCCACGCACCGAGAUGUUGCCCAUGCAAUUGUGAAGCAGACCUUGGGGCUGACAGAGACAGAGGACCUGGCCUUGCAGUUCCGUGCAAGCCGUGGAGCAUUCCUGACGGCUGACCACCGCUUCUCGUGGACAAACCUGGCAUACUUGGGACGACGCUGGCAGGAGAUCUUGAACAGUUCAUCUGCAGACAGAUGGCUUGCGAACCGGAGCGCGGAGGAGAUGGAAGGCUUGAUGAGAAGUCUGCUGGUGCCUUCCUGCAUGGGCCUUCUGCAUGAGGCCCGGGAGCUGGAAAGCCCCUACCUGCUGGGCUGCAAACCUGGCACCGCAAACUACGACCGGAGCCGUGUGCUCAAGGAGCCGCCUGGCGAAGACGGCAUGAAAGCUCGGCUUUGGUGGGAGUUGGUCUUCCUCCGCUUCGGCGCCCAGGUUUCCAAAGCAGAGACACUGAAGCUGCCCAAAGGCAUCUUCAAGGUGCGAAACAUUGUACAGCAUAUGAACGCGGUGCUGGACGUCUAUGCGGCCCGAGACUUGGGCUCGCUGCGCCGGCGCUGCGAGAUCGAAGACCGCGCCGGCACGACGCGGCAACUCGAGCAGUGCUUUGGGCCCAAGUUCGAGCACUUCCUGGGUCCGGAAGUGGUGGAGGUGGGGAAAUCCGCAGACCUGGCGGCCUUGGCCGAGCGCCUGGGUGUGACUACUGAGCCGUCGGGCCCUAUGGUGCUUUCGCUGCUUAGCCGUGCCGCGCGGGCGGAGACCACGCUGCAAGCGGCCUACCGCUUCGCGGCGGAGGUGUGGCACGAAGACCCGGACUGCAUGACCAGCGCCAUUGCGCACACCCAGGAGACCGGUAUUUGGAUCUUGGAGGCGACUCUUCCAGCCCGCUGCCCCAGCUCCCGCGCCUUCGCGGCGAGGAGCCCACCGAGGGGGAGGGAGAAGAUGGCAAAGGCCGGGACCGGGCCUUCGCAAUCCCUUCCCUGCCGCUGGUGA
Molecule: messenger RNA, 2771 nt
Organism: Effrenium voratum
Lineage: Eukaryota; Dinophyceae; Suessiales; Symbiodiniaceae
Source: the annotation of a GenBank genome assembly